Molecule: messenger RNA, 3111 nt
Organism: Fusarium sp. VM40
Lineage: Eukaryota; Fungi; Ascomycota; Sordariomycetes; Hypocreales; Nectriaceae
Source: the annotation of a GenBank genome assembly
AUGAGGACUAAGAAUCCUCUCGCUUUCCGACCAGGGCCUGUGUCAUUCUGGACUACUAUCAUAUAUCUCGCCCUUGCUGUUCCUCUUAUCUGGGUCCACGAGACUGUUCCUCCGGCUCCGGCUGAUCGAUCACUGUACCAGGGUCUCAACUUGACUGAGGCAUGGUUGGAUUUGCAGACAAUUAGUCGCGCCUAUCAUCCCUACAACAGUCACGAAAAUGACCUAGUACGCGAGUUCAUCAUUAAUCGCACCAAGCAGAUUCUGGAUCGAAAUGACCUGUCUUAUACUACCGAGAAGGCCGGUGGUGUAGACUGGCACUCAAGAGCCUCAUCUUUUGAGCACCAAGACUCGCCUGUCACUUCUAACGAUAAUUCUAAGCCUCGUGGAGCGACUCUCUUUGACGACAGAAUCUCCAACGUCUCAUGGACUUACAACACUGCCCGGCGCUUGGGCUCCAAUAUUUCCAAAGGGACGUGGUUGGGUCAGUACUUCGAAGGAAACAACUACUAUGUUUACAUCCAUGGCAAAAACGACCCUGAAGGCGACUGGUGGCGCGACGAAUCCAAGUACAAGAAGUUCCGCGGCGAGGGUGGUGUUCUUGUUAACUGUCAUUUUGACUCUGUUUCCACCGGUUACGGUGCUACUGAUGAUGGAAUGUCCUGCGUUUCGAUGCUUCAGCUUCUAAGCUACUUUACACUUAAAGGCCGCCAGCCAACGAAUGGCAUCGUUCUUCUCUUCAACAAUGCCGAGGAGGAUGGGCUCCUAGGCGCCAGAGCCUUUGGUUACAGCCCCUUGUUGCAUUUCACUCACACAUUCGUCAACCUCGAAGGCGCUGGAGCCGGCGGGCGCGCCCUUCUUUUCCGUACGACUGACUUGCAGGCUGCCAAGGCGUACUCCAAGAGCCCCCAUCCUUUGGGAUCUGUUGUUGCUGCGAAUGCUUUUGAACGAGGCGUCAUUAAGAGCGCAACCGAUUAUGAGGUUUUCGCAGACGCCUACGGACAACGUGGACUUGACAUCGCCUUUUACGCGCCUCGUGCUCGCUAUCAUACCAACCAGGACGAUACUCGGCAUACAUCUGUUAACAGCAUCUGGCAUAUGCUCUCGGCCGCUCUUGCAUCAACCGAGCAGUUAUCGAAAACAACCGGUACCAUCUUCAACGGUGAUCGAUCAGAUGGCAAUUCCGAUCUUGUGCAAAAUGGCAAACAAGCUGAGGGUGUAUGGUUCGAUAUCUUUGGCACUGCAUGGGCCGUGUUCGCGCUUAGGGGACUCUUUGCAUGGUCGCUAACGCUUCUUGUUGCCACACCACUCGUUCUCGUCGCCUUCACGUACAUCCUCGUGCGCAAUGAUAAGUAUUAUUUCUUUAGCAGGGACAUCAAGAUGCAUCACGACAUUAACGAUGAUCCGGUUGUGCUGGGUGGUUGGAAGGGCUUUUUCCGCUUUCCCUUUGCACUCCUCUUUGCGGGAGCAUUGACUAUCGCAUCUACGCUUUUGAUUGCCAAGUUCAACCCGCUGAUUAUCUACAGCAGCGGCUAUGCUGUGUGGUCUAUGAUACUAUCGAUCUUCUACUUCUCUUUCUGGCUCAUCAUGCGCGGAUCUGCAUUCGUUCGCCCAAGCGCACUCCAUCGCGGUUUUGUUCUCAUCUGGCUCUUUGCUCUUGGUUGGGGCGUCCAAGUUGUGUGCGCGGUGGCAGAAGAUCGUAUGCACAUUGGUGCUCUUUAUGCGACGGUGUUCUUCCAAUCAGCCAUAUUCGUUGCUUUACUCAUCUCUCUACUGGAGCAGUUUGCUCUGCUUGGAAAACACGACUUCGCUAUGCAGCUUCAUGAUGCGCAUCAGGCGCGUGACGUAUCGAGCCGCGAUAACGAACAUGAAUCGAGACCUCAAACAGCCAGCGAGCCUGCUCAGGGCGAAGAAGAGGAUGCUGAAGGCGAAACUGAAGAUGCAACCGAAACCACACCACUUAGAGCUGGUGACUCGGGUUACGGGUCUAACGCUCAGACUUCAUUCGCCAACACAUACCGCCGUUCAGUUGCUGAGAGCUCGCCCUCUCCGCCUAGUAUGCGACGAUACCAGCCUUUCGAGCACGAGCAAAGUUGGUCUGGACGCCUUCCUACAUGGACUUGGAUCCUCCAGUUCUUGUUCUUGGCACCAAUGCCCGUAAUUCUAUUUGGAAACAUUGGCCUGGUUGUGAUGUCCGCUACGCAGAUGACAGGUACCGACGGGGGUAGCCUCCUUGUUCCUGUGCUGUCUUUGGGCAUCCUCAGCAUAUUCUUGUUGCUGCCGCUCACUCCUUUCAUUCACCGUGUCACCCAUCACGUGCCGUUGUUCCUGUUUUUUGUUUUUGUUGGGACAUUUAUCUACAAUCUUGUAGCAUUCCCAUUUUCCGACGGUCAUCGCUUCAAGUUUUACUUCCAGCAGAUUGUCGACCUUGACAAUGGCACUGACACUGUUUCUAUUGUGGGACUCGAGGAGUAUGCCCGUUCUGUUAUUAGUUCGUUGCCCAGUACUUUGGGCCAGGACAUCAAGUGCCAGCCAGCUGUGGGACGUGAUCUGACGGAUUGUCAAUACGACGCUUCAUCUCUGAGUCCCAACUUGUAUAAGGGCAAGUCUCCUAAAGAGUUGGUCUCAAUUGAGACAGUAGCUGGUAGCGAUGGAUCGAAAGCACGACUUCGAAUUGACGCCGUCGACUCGCGACUUUGCUACGUUCGCACGUCACGACCUAUUUACGGAUUCGCUGUUGAUGGCGCAGCUGCGCGAGAUCCUCGAUUUGGAAAGUUCCCCUCAGAGGGCUUCAGCAGUGUACAGCUAUGGCGCCGUGAUCGGGAUCGGCCGUGGACACUGAACUUGUAUCUCAAUGACCGCAGUUCUCUUUCUGCAACAACCGAUUUGGAGCAGGACGAUGACAAGUCUAUGUCUGACAAUGAAUUGAGGGUGCGAUCGACAGAACAAUCAGCCGAUCGCCUAGAAGUCACGGUCAGUUGUGCUUGGAGCGAUGCCAACACACCGGGCACCAUCCCAGCUCUUGAUGAGCUUCUCAAGUAUAUGCCGACCUGGGCAGCAGUUACUAAGAAGAAUGUCGGACUUGUGGAAGUUCGUAAAACUCACAAGGUUUGA